UUUUUGUAAAAAAAUAGUUUUCUAAGACGGUAGGAGCCAUUUUUUCGGGCAGUGACUCUGAAGAUAAAAGCAGGGAGCCAAUAAAACCGCAUAACAUGACUGCCGAGAUGGCCCGCUCGCUCGCUUUCGGAAGAGGCCGAGCCACCACUUCAACUCCGCAAAGCUGGCUGGCGGAUGUGGACCCGAUUGGCGUGGAUGACGCAGACUUUGCUUCUGUGGGCGGGCUUGAUGAGCACGUGUUUUCCUUAAAAGAAAUGAUAAUCCUUCCAUUGCUGUAUCCUGAUCUUCUCGAGAAGUUUUCUAUUAAACCGAUUCGCGGAGUUUUGUUUCACGGUCCUCCCGGCACUGGAAAAACGCUUGUAGCUCGCGCAUUGGCCCACGAGUGCUCUCGGAUUUCUGGGCAGAAGGUAGCUUUUUUCAUUAGAAAAGGCGCGGACUGCCUGUCGAAGUGGGUGGGCGAAAGCGAGCGGCAGCUGCACUUGCUCUUUGAACAAGCGCACCUCCUUCGGCCAUCGGUGGUCUUCUUUGACGAGCUUGAUGGUUUAGCGCCGGUUCGCUCAUCCAAGCAGGACCAAAUUCACAGCUCCAUUGUUUCGACACUCCUGGCACUGAUGGACGGGCUAGAAGACAGGGGGCAGGUUGUUGUCAUUGGCGCCACCAAUCGUCUUGAUGCCAUUGAUCCCGCCCUGCGCCGCCCUGGCCGCUUCGACCGCGAACUUCUUUUUUCCUUGCCCACGCUGAACCAGCGAAUGGAAAUUUUUAGAAUCCACACUCGCACGUGGGUACCUCCGUUAUCCCUAGCAUUAAUCCAAGAAGUCAUGGAACACUGCGAUGGCUACUCGGGGGCGGAUAUCCGGCAUCUCUGCACCGAAGCCGCCUUCGAUGCGCUUAGGGAAAAGUAUCCGCAGAUAUAUGAAAAACCUGUUCGUUUUCUGCUUGAUACCUCGGCUCUUCAGGUCUCGAAACAUAACUUUAUUAGAGCUGCACAGAAAAUAAAAGUUUCUUCGCAAAGGAACCAGAAAGUUUACUCGAAGGCUCUUCCGAAAUAUAUAGAACCGCUCUAUAAAGUUAUUAUUAUCAGUCUUUAUCUUUUUUUAUUUAAAUUAUAA
Zophobas morio is the source of this 1109-nucleotide messenger RNA. RefSeq names its product ATPase family AAA domain-containing protein 2-like. Gene Ontology annotation, cellular component: nucleus. The transcript has 11 exons. The record is from RefSeq and is a predicted model, not a curated record. Bases 96 to 1109 code for a protein of 337 amino acids. Lineage: Eukaryota; Metazoa; Arthropoda; Insecta; Coleoptera; Tenebrionidae. Gene Ontology annotation, biological process: positive regulation of transcription by RNA polymerase II. Gene Ontology annotation, molecular function: ATP binding; histone binding; chromatin binding.